Messenger RNA from Siniperca chuatsi (mandarin fish), 1051 nucleotides. Its product is annotated as zinc metalloproteinase nas-4-like. The coding region runs from base 281 to 982 and encodes 233 amino acids. The record is from RefSeq and is a predicted model, not a curated record. Gene Ontology annotation, molecular function: zinc ion binding; metalloendopeptidase activity. Lineage: Eukaryota; Metazoa; Chordata; Actinopteri; Centrarchiformes; Sinipercidae. The transcript has 12 exons. Gene Ontology annotation, biological process: proteolysis.
GCACCUGUUGAGAUGCCUGAAGGUACCUGGGCUAUCAGAUCUCUCUCAGAAAGCCAACAGAAGCUGUUGGAUUCACAGCUUCUCUCUUUUUUUGAAAUUGUGCUGUGUUGCAUUAUGUGGCCUCUAGUCUUCUGCAUGCUGACAGUUGGUGGUGUCCCUAUUAGUCUAACCCCGGAGGCUACCAGUCACACCCCAGAUCAUGUUUCUGUCACUUCCGUGCUUAAUGUGUCACAGCCAGCCACUACAGAAGCUUUAAAAGUCUCCUUAAAAGCCACCCAGAAUGUGGUUAGUCCUGCCCCAGAUUUCUGCAGGUAGGGUUACUUUAAUGCUCGAUCCGCCACAGCAAGCCAAUGCAGAAACCUUGCAAGAGCUUCAAGACGACACGAAUGUCCAAGAGGGAGACAUUUUGAUUCCGGAGAACAGGAAUGCUGUGGAGAACCUGUGGGCAGACGCCAUUGUACCGUACACCAUUAGUUAUGAUCUGGCUUAUCGAGAGGAAAACAUCUACGCUGCCUUUCAGAUGAUAACAAAUUUCACGUGCAUUCGCUUCCAACAACGCACCACAGAGUAUAACUACCUGACGUUCGUGAGUGGCAACGGCUGUUCAUCCUUUGUUGGUUGUCAAGGAGGACCCCAGCCGGUGUAUUUAUCCCGAGCAUGUAGUGUGGGCAAUCUUUGCCAUGAGAUCAUUCAUGCUCUGGGACUGCAUCAUGAACACACCCGCAACGACCGGGAUGAAUACAUCAGUGUGCAGUGGCAGAGUAUCAUCCCAGGGAGACAAAAUAACUUCAUGGUGAAACCUGGGAACACUCUGAACCUGCCAUAUGACAUCAAUUCCAUAAUGCACUAUGGAAAGUAUUUUUUCAGUCUAGACGGACGUCCGACUAUGUUGCCCAAACAGAGCGGAGGGCAGAUGGGCCAGCGAAUGCGUCUCAGCCAACUGGAUAUACAUAAACUGAACAGACUCUACUACUGUGAAUAGCGGAUGAAAUGGCUGAGCGGGCUCGCUGUUUCUCAUUUGCCAUGAGAUUUAAUAAAAUUAUACAAAUUA